GUCUCAGACUCUCUCUCUCUCCUUGUUAAUUCUUUAGAAUUCUGUUUCCCGUUGGAGAUUGAAGAAACCCUUUUUCUUCAUACUCCUGAAUGGAUUUUUUUGCAGUGGGUUUCUGUUCUUAUAUCUAAAUUUCCCCUUAAAAGAUGGAAGGUUUUAGCAUUUGGUCCUUACAAGGGGACUUGUGGGUAUCUCCUCUUUUGGAAUUUGAUGUGGGUUAUUCUUAUUCCUGUAUUUCAAGAACAAAGAGAAGAUGGGUUAUUGGUCAUGCUGCAAAUCACAGAAGUUUCCAUCAGCUAUUAGUUUCAAGUUCUUUUGGGUCUCAACGUCGUUGGCAUCCAAAAUUUGAACAACGAGCAAUUGGGAAUGGAUUCAGUGAAGAGUCUUCAAACCCUAAAGAUAGUCUACUUAACAAAACUGAUGAUGAGGAGAAAGGCUGUGUUGAUGGUGGGGUACUUCCUACUAAAGAAGAAGGAGGAGGAGGAGGAGGAGGAGGCAGAGGAAGUUGUGAAUGUGAGAGAGAAGUAGUUGAAGUGAAGGAAGCACGAAUUGAUGUUCGUGCAUUGGCUUGGAGCAUACGGUUUGCUAAAACCCCUCAAGAUAUAGAAGAUGUUCUUAAGGAAUUUUCUGAGCUGCCCCCUCCUGUCUAUUCAUCAAUGAUCAGAGGUUUUGGGAAAGAGAAGAGAUUAGAGCCUGCUAUAGCUCUUGUCGAAUGGCUUAAGAGAAAGAAGAAGGAGAGCAAUGGUUUCGCUGGCCCAAAUCUUUUCAUAUAUAAUAGUCUAUUGGGUGCAAUGAAACAAUCUGAGCAGUUUGGUGAAGUGGAGAAAGUCAUGGAAGAUAUGGCAGAGGAAGGUGUGUUGCCUAAUGUUGUCACUUACAAUACUUUAAUGGCCAUUUAUUUAGAACAAGGACAGUGUCUUGAGGCCCUUAAUGUCCUCAAAGAGAUUGAAAAGAAGGGUUUUUCUCCAUCUCCAGUGUCCUAUUCAACAGCCUUGCUGGUUUAUAGAAAAAUGGAAGAUGGGAGUGGAGCCCUUAAGUUUUUUGUUGAAUUAACAGAAAAAUAUCAAAAGGGGCAGAUAGGAAAAGAUGGGGAUGCAGACUGGGAAACUGAGUUCAUUAAGCUUGAGAACUUAACCAUUCAUAUUUGCUUCCAAGUGAUGCGGCGGUGGCUUGUGAAGGGUGAUCACUUGAGCAGCAAUGUAUUGAAGCUUCUGACUGAAAUGGAUAAGGCUGGUUUGAGAUCUGGUCGGGCGGAAUACGAGCGCCUUGCUUGGGCAUGUACGCUUGAAGGUCAUUAUAUUGUGGCGAAGGAAUUGUAUAAUAGGAUUAGAGAGAGGGAGUCUGAUAUUAGUUUAUCUGUUUGCAAUCAUAUAAUAUGGUUGAUGGGCAAGGCCAAGAAAUGGUGGGCUGCUUUGGAGAUUUAUGAAGAUUUGUUAGAUAGGGGACCAAAGCCAAAUAACUUAUCACAUGAAUUAAUUGUUUCACACUUCAAUUUUCUGCUCACAGCAGCUAGGAGAAAAGGUAUUUGGAGAUGGGGUGUUAGGUUGCUUAACAAGAUGGAAGAUAAAGGCCUAAAACCAGGAAGUCGGGAAUGGAAUUCCGUUCUUGUAGCUUGUUCCAAAGCAUCAGAAACUUCAGCUGCUGUGGAGAUAUUUAGAAGGAUGGUGGAGCAAGGUGAAAAGCCUACAAUUGUUUCAUAUGGGGCACUGCUUAGUGCCCUUGAGAAAGGGAAUCUUUAUGAUGAGGCCCUUCGAGUAUGGGAACAUAUGCUUAAAAUGGGUAUUGAGCCAAAUUUGUAUGCUUACACAAUUAUGGCAUCAGUUUAUGCUGGAAAAGGAAGGUCUGAGAUGGUAGAUUCCAUCAUCCGAGAUAUGGUUUCAUCUGGUAUUGAACCAACCGUUGUUACUUUUAAUGCGAUUAUCAGUGGGUGUGCAAGGAACAGCAUGGGAAGUACUGCAUUUGAAUGGUUCCAUAGGAUGAAAGUUCAGCAUGUCUCACCAAAUGAGAUAACAUAUGAAAUGCUGAUUGAGGCUCUUGCAAAAGAUGGUAAGCCAAGACUUGCAUAUGAUCUGUAUUUGAGGGCUUUCAGUGAGGACUUACAGCUAUCUACGAAGACUUAUGAUUCUGUCAUACAAUCCUUUCGAGAUAACGGUGCAACUAUCGAUGAAAGCAUCUUAGGACCCCGUCCCGUGGAGAAGAAAAAAAAUUCAGAUAUCCCCAGUAGAGUUAUACCUUUUGAUAGAGAGGAAGUUCAUGCUCAACAAACACAAGGAAGCUGACAAAUGAUGCUGUAUUGUGCAAUCUACAAGGUGUACAUUUUGGUAAAGUAGGGGCCUCUGAGAUUGCAUUACGUUGUAAGUUGGCCCCUAAUUCAAGUACUUUGUUUCUCUGUAGACUUGUAAAAUUCUUCUUUAUUGUACCCAAACAAGAAAAACAUUCUUCUGUAAGGUUACCUCCAGCCUCCAGGACAAUAUAGAUAGAUCUCAAUAGAAUCAUAGUCCUCAGAUGAUGAGACCCUGUAUUUAUAAACAAAGUCAGAAAUUGCUGUGAUUGUAGUGGACAUGGUGCAUUGAACUACCACACAACACAUAAGUUGAGUUGAUAUUAGAUUCAAGCUUCA
This is a messenger RNA of Macadamia integrifolia, 2617 nucleotides long. Its product is annotated as protein LOW PHOTOSYNTHETIC EFFICIENCY 1, chloroplastic-like. The transcript has a single exon. The record is from RefSeq and is a predicted model, not a curated record. NCBI's taxonomy places the organism in Eukaryota, Viridiplantae, Streptophyta, Magnoliopsida, Proteales, Proteaceae. Gene Ontology annotation, molecular function: protein binding. Bases 144 to 2276 code for a protein of 710 amino acids.